Mycotypha africana is the source of this 972-nucleotide messenger RNA. RefSeq lists its product as uncharacterized. NCBI's taxonomy places the organism in Eukaryota, Fungi, Mucoromycota, Mucoromycetes, Mucorales, Mycotyphaceae. The record is from RefSeq and is a predicted model, not a curated record. The coding region runs from base 1 to 972 and encodes 323 amino acids. The transcript has a single exon.
AUGACAGUUUUCUUUGAACCAACCAUAGUUAUCAACAGCAAGCUCGAAGAGAAUAAUGAUAAUCCAUAUGAAGAUACUGGUAUUGCUAUUGAUAAUAGUGUAACAAUUCUUUCAAGCACCCCAUCUAUAUCACCUUCUAAGACAAGAAGCAAUAGUAGUCUCAGUCCGACUGAAUAUCAUACAUACUUUGUUGAGAAAAAUAAGGAUUGGCAGGAACGAUAUCAGAAGAAGACAUUGAACGCAAAUCAUGAACAAGCAAACGAAGCCAGCAAUUAUCAACAAAAGACCGAUCAGCGAGUUGAUGAUGUAAGCACAUCCUCUGCCUUAAUGUUGGUUGCGGACGAUAAUCUAGAGAAUAAAGAACAAGAAUCCAAUAAACAGACACUGAUAAUUGAAGAAAAUGGUAGUGAAUAUUGCAAUGACAACAUCAAUGCAAUCAACUAUGAUUGCCGUGAUUAUAACAAUAGUAACAAUAGAUUUGUUGGCUGGAAAGCGUGUUUUUCUCCAAGAAGGACAACAGAUAGACUGACGUCUAACCGCUGUAUGGGCCCAGAGCUGCAGACCGGGGAAGAAAGAUAUUACAAGAUAUUACAGUGUUACUGCCGAGAAAGAGAGAGAACUAAUGAACAAAAGGAAAAAAGGACCAGGAAACUGUGGUUGACUGGCAAUAACGUCCGUAGGAAGAAACAAUUCAUUGUAAUAUUAAUGAUUUUCAUUGGUAUAUUUGUUGGUGGGGUCAUAUACAUCCUCGCGGGAAUCGGGAAAGCAAAGUUAAAAUCCUUGCUGAAAAAUAAUAAUAAUAGUGUCGUAGGAACCUCAUUCUUAACAGCAGCUACAAAAACCGCUGAGAACAAGGGCUCUCAUACGUCAAUGUUCGGACUAAAUCCUUGGAUCACAAAUACGACAGCAACCUCUAUUGCUACAAUAUCAGCAUCAGCUAGCGAAAAACCCGUAAUAAAAUGGUGGCAGUAG